Ustilaginoidea virens is the source of this 294-nucleotide messenger RNA. RefSeq lists its product as uncharacterized. Bases 1 to 294 code for a protein of 97 amino acids. The transcript has 2 exons. Lineage: Eukaryota; Fungi; Ascomycota; Sordariomycetes; Hypocreales; Clavicipitaceae. The record is from RefSeq and is a predicted model, not a curated record.
AUGCUCUCCAGAGAUUCUCCCGCCUUGGCCGCCAUCAAACAGCCGCCCGAGCCACUCCUGAUCCUUCUGGACCUGCGUUGGUCUUGGCCGCAUCCUCCUUACCAGCUGUCGCUGCCGUCGCGCAAACCUGACAACCAGAUACCGACUCUGGCGCUUUACCGCCUGCAACGACCACUUGGCCGUGCCCUCAACCGUCCCUGGCUCGCUCGCAGCCGGAGAGGACUGGAGUCAUCGAACACUUCCCCGAAACUACACAUCGAGAUACACGGGAAACGUCAAGAGGAGACGGGAUGA